Molecule: messenger RNA, 2832 nt
Organism: Stylonychia lemnae
Lineage: Eukaryota; Ciliophora; Spirotrichea; Sporadotrichida; Oxytrichidae
Source: the annotation of a GenBank genome assembly
AUGUUUAAGACUAACUCUAAUGCCGUUGGACACUACAUUCUCGGCAAAACUCUAGGAGAAGGCACCUUCGGCAAGGUCAAACUUGGCACGCAUAUCCUUACGGGGGAAAAGGUGGCAGUUAAGGUACUUGAAAAGACCAAAAUUAAAGAUAAGAAAGAUGUUGAACGAAUUUCCAGGGAAAUUAAAAUCCUUAAGCAGACACAUCACCCUAACGUUGUUUAGCUGUAUGAAAUCAUCGAAACUGACAAAGAUCUCUACCUUGUGAUGGAAUUCGCUCAAGGAGGAGAGUUGUUUGACAUAAUUGUUCAGAAUCAGAGAUUGAAGGAGAAAUUAGCGUGCAAGUACUUUUAAGAGCUGGUUGCUGCUAUCAAUUACAUCCACAGCAUUGGAAUAUGUCACAGGGAUCUCAAGCCCGAGAACCUACUUAUUGACUAUGACUAGUCACUCAAGAUGGUUGAUUUCGGGCUGAGCAAUAUGUACGAGCAAGGUGGAUUACUAAAGACCGCAUGUGGUAGCCCCUGUUACGCAGCUCCAGAGGACUAAAAAACGUCAAACCUUUACAAGAAAAUACUGAGUGCUGAGUAUACAUUACCCAAGUUUCUAUCUGAGGAUGCAAAAGAUAUGAUUUCAAAGAUUUUUGUAACGAACCCGGACGAGAGAAUAGGUAUCGAGGAAAUAAGGAAUCAUCCUUGGUACAAACUCCACUAGCCUGAGUGUCAGAGUUUCAAUACUCAGAGAAAUCUGACCUAGAUUAACAUUAAGAUCGUAAACUAACUUGAGUCCCAGCUUGGAUUCAAUAAGGAAAGCUUGAUUAAAUCUAUUAAGAACAACAAGCAUAAUCAUUUAACAGCUACUUACUACCUCCUUUUGAAAAAAUUAAUGGUCAGAUAAAACAGACCUUACCUUGAGUCAUUCUUUCCUGAAUCUUUGGCAAAGUUUACAAGAGUCAAAUAGAAGCAAACACUAAGAGAAAGAGGACAAGAGGAAAACGUUAACUUAUUAGCUCCAACAGUUGAUCAAUUAGUCCUAAAAUAGCACCGAAGGGAACAAAGUCAUAAUCCAACAUAAACGGUUGAGUCGAGAAAUGCUAGAUGGCAAGCAGAGGCAGAGCGAAAAGCUGAAAGCUGUGAAAGGCCUCUAUUCGAGGAAGACUAUGAAAUAGUUAAGAGCAAGAACGUGAGAGACAACACUAACGAGGGUACAAAUAAAAUCAUAGUAGGUAGAAACUCUUUUCUGUCUUAAAAUAGCCCAGAUGUUACAAAUUAUAAAGCUAAAUUAGAUCCAUUAAAAAAUAUGUAAAAGCUUUCUAAUCCUUUAAAUAUGACUCAAUUUAAUGAAAUUGACAGACAUUAACCGAAUUCAAUAAUUAACAAUCAGAAGCAUGAUCAGUCUGCCUUAGAUUAUGCUCUAAAAUCUUCUCUUAAUAUGACUUAAAACCCAUAGAUAAUAAAGGGAGUAAGUUAGGGAGGCCAUAGAAAAAACAACAGUAUGAAUGAUCAAUUUGCAAAUCAGAUAAAGAUUAAAAAUUUCAGCCAGCAAGAGAAUAUUAAGAAUCUGAUGAAUAAUAUUGCUUUGAUAUCCAAAAAGGUGAAAGAAAGAGGCAGCUCAAAUGACGGGAAUAAAGAGCAAAGAGAAGUUACUAUUAAUUAUGCUAAGAUGAACUAAACUUUUUCAUAUCAGCCAAAUCCAGGAAUGGCUAUCGAUACCGAAAAAAGCCAAAAUCAAACCAAAGAAAAUAACUCAAGAAACUCAACUAAUAGAAAUAGCCAGAGCUUCUUUAAAACCAAUUCUAAUAUUAGAAAAGAUUCCGUAUUUAGCUCCAAGUAGGGUACUAGACCUUACUCAAAUGGUGGCUAAAGUCAGGAUAAGAAUUCACAGUAUGGACAGACUACCACUGCUGGCACUAGAACUUAAAAUAACCAAAGCCCACAGAUUGAUAAUAAUAAGAUUUUACAAAAAUAAUCUAAGAGUACCUAGAAGCCUGGGCAUAUUACUCGAUCAAGAGAUCAGAAGCAUGUCAUUGAUAACUCAAUAGAUAAUCUAUCAGGUUCAUUUAUUGGAAUUUAAUAGUUUCUAGGUCCUCAAAGAAAUAACAACACUAACAUUUAAAAUUUGAAUGAAAGCAUUUUGCUUUAAUAUUCAACGUAAAAUUAAAGUAUUGCCUAAUAAAUUGAAAGAAAACAAUAAAGAAGAGCUUCCAAUAAUUUAAACUUUAAUCCCAAUUAAGCUUAAAUCCAAGCUGCUUAGCCCUAUAAUGGACGUAAUAACUCUCAAAUAGUUUUUAAUCAAAAUGUUUAAAACUAUAGUACUACUGUUUAAAACAGACCUUUGAAAACUCCAAUUAAUGCUCAAGAAAUCGGACUGAAUAUUUCAGAGUUAUAUAAUCACUAUCAAGCCAAAUAAAGGUAACAGUAAAAGCAAAUAUCUCAGAAAGCGAAUCAGUCGUUUUACAUUCAACCUAAUAAUAAUGACCCUAUACUAGUUGAUUAGAAAAAUAAGACCUUCUAUCAAUUAAACAACAACUAGGUACUUGAGCUCUCAAAGAAUAAAAUAGUAUUCAACAACAAUAACUUAUCAAACCCUCAAAAUACUGUGUCUGGAGGCAUUAACAAUAUUAACUAUAAUAAUGUCUCAGGAAAAAAAGUCUUUAGCCCAAUUAGACUCUUAUAAAACUAGAUGCAGAACUAAAAUAUGACUGUGGGCGGAAAGGGAUAUCACAGACCUUCUAAGACUUAGUUUAAUGGAAGCCGAAAUUUUGAUUCUCUGAAAAAUGUAAGUAAUAACACUAAUAUGUAAGGAGUGGUUCCACCUCCUACCUACAAAGAUUAAUGA